AUCGAAAGUGUAUCUACGCGAUGUAGUGAAAAUGAAAUUAUUUAACUUCUGGUUUAUAUUUUUCGGCCUUUUUCAUUACGUCUUAGGCGUUGAAAAUGAAGAUAAAAAUCUCACAGCUCGUUGUUUCAAAUUCACAUGGCUGGGCCCAAUGCAAGAUGAUGCCGACGAAAUCAAAACCGACUGUUCAAAACUCAUCUAUAAUCCAUGUUUCAGUCCCUUUAUAGUUACAAACGAUUCAACUCCUCCAGAUUUCGCUUUACUGUGGAAAGAAAAGCGUUUGGAAGCUUCUUGUCCUCUAAGACCUGGUUAUGUGUGUAUAAAGCACACUUAUACGUAUAAUAACGCUGUUAUCAACAUGACACACUUUUGUGGAAAAAUUAUAGAAGACAAAACAAGCGCGAUUUCAUCAGGUUGUUAUACGCAGGAGAUAGACGGGCAUACAAUUGAAUCCUGCGCUUGUAAAUCUGAUGGUGGAAGACGGCCUUGUAAUUCUGCAAAAAUGAAUAGAUAUCCUCAUAAUUUUUUUUUACUUGUAUUUCUUAUGCAAAUUAUAAAGCGGGCAUCUUAAUUUACAUAGCUAUGAAAUUUAUUUAAAUGCAUAAAACUUUGUUAAUACCUAACAUUAUACUUCCAAAAAAUGAGAUAGAAAAUAGAUAUUUUUAUGUUGGUUCUAAAACAGUAAUUAAUUUUAUAUUGAUAACAGUAAUUAAAUGUAUAUAAUAAGAAAUGUCAAACCCGCCACCAAUUUUUGACGCCACAGAAAGAACAUUCUUACAAUAUAUAUUAUUUAUUUAAGGCAAAGUCAAAAAGUCCAUACAGUCCGUGCAUUUAUGUACGUUUAUAACACUGUAUAGAAUGUAAUAAUGAGUUAAUAGUCUCUUUAUUACAAUUAUGAGAACGUAUUUUUAAAUUUCACGCCCUUUUAAAAGUCGCGUUUAAGGACAAAGUAUAAUAUCUUUGUAAAGGUCCAAGUGUCGCAGAGCAUGAUCCAACAAAGAAUAUCUUUGAACAAAGCAUGGUCCUGCAAGGCGCAAGUAAAAAAAAGUCAACCAAUCAGAUUCGGCACCCUAGGGCACCUGACCCUUCUGA
This is a messenger RNA of Belonocnema kinseyi, 1089 nucleotides long. RefSeq lists its product as uncharacterized. The record is from RefSeq and is a predicted model, not a curated record. The transcript has 5 exons. NCBI's taxonomy places the organism in Eukaryota, Metazoa, Arthropoda, Insecta, Hymenoptera, Cynipidae. Bases 32 to 568 code for a protein of 178 amino acids.